Elgaria multicarinata webbii is the source of this 778-nucleotide messenger RNA. It is a transcript of the gene MRAP, whose product is annotated as melanocortin 2 receptor accessory protein. NCBI's taxonomy places the organism in Eukaryota, Metazoa, Chordata, Lepidosauria, Squamata, Anguidae. The record is from RefSeq and is a predicted model, not a curated record. The transcript is spliced from 3 exons. The coding region runs from base 186 to 554 and encodes 122 amino acids. Gene Ontology annotation, cellular component: plasma membrane; endoplasmic reticulum. Gene Ontology annotation, biological process: protein localization to plasma membrane; regulation of adenylate cyclase-activating G protein-coupled receptor signaling pathway. Gene Ontology annotation, molecular function: type 1 melanocortin receptor binding; type 3 melanocortin receptor binding; type 5 melanocortin receptor binding.
CUGUCGUCAUAGCAGAAAUGAAGGUCAGCCUGAACGGUUCUGGUAUCUAGGCUUUCCUUAAGGACCUGUCAAAUGAAGAAUGAUUUACACAAUUGCACAAACUCUUUAUAGGAACACUCAAGUACAGCUCAACAUAAUUGUGUGCUAGAGUUAGAGUUCUGAGCUGCCUGGGAUGUACUACUGUAAUGGCUAACAGGACAAAUAGCUCCAGUUAUGUUUUGUCUUUUGAAUAUUACACUGAUUAUUUAGAUAUACUUCCAGUUGAUGCAAGAAAACUGAAAGCAAAUAGAUAUUCAAUUGUCAUAGCCUUUUGGAUUGGGCUUGCUUCUUUUGUGGCAUUCCUCUUUUUUAUUUUGUUCUACAUAUCUCAGCCUGGUUCCACACCCAUGAAGAGUGGAAGACCACAGAAAAGGUUUCCAUGGAAUAAUCCAAAAACUAUCCAGCAGACUCUUGUAUCUAACCAUGAUAGACCAACUUCUAUAGAUAACCAAGUUAAAGAAGAGACCUGUUCAAAUAAUGGCACACCAUAUCAUGAUCUGAACGGUAUUGUCUGAACUCUCAUCGUAUUUGAAACAUGUAGUCCAUUUUAAGGUGAAGUCAUACCGAAAUAUAUUGCUAAGAAGUAGGACUAGAAGCAAUUAUUAAGAACAAAUAAUUUAUAACGCUUGAUAAAAGAUGGUUAUUAAAUGAACACAAUCAAAUAAUCACUCCAAGUGUAAUAAUAUAUAGCAAAAUUAGUAUUUUCAGGAUUAAAUCAGAAUCAAAAUUUCAAAAUAUG